UUAAGUAAAAUGAGUCUCCUUAUCGUAUUUUGUUUUUUCAGCAUUUUGGAUUGACCCACUACAGUCGGGUAUUGAGCUGGAUGUUGCAAGUGCGGUCAAAGAAAUUAAAGCUUUGCAAUUGGAAACCGAGAUUCAGUAUUACGUUGUCGUUAUAGAGAACACAGGCAGACAGAAGGAAGAGAAGAAUAUGGAAAAACUUUGCGAACACCUGGCGACGGACGGUGUAUCGGUAGUUAUCGACUUUACCUAUCACAUAUGGCAUAAUGGAUUGGAUCUACUUAGAAUGUAUCAAAUUCCUUUCUUACGAGUAGAUCGCAUAUUGGCGCCAUAUUUAAAAAUGUUUUCACAAUUUGUGUUGGAAAAAUCGGGACACGAAUGCAUUAUGAUCUUUCAGAAUGCCAGAGACACCGAGGAAGCUGUUAUACAAGUCGUCGAAGGUUAUCCCUUCCGCACUUUGAUAAUGAAUGCAUUCGAUAAGCAAGAUUUUAUACAGCGCUUACGAAAGAUCCGGCCAAUGCCUUCUUGUUAUGCGAUCUUUGCAGAAGGCACAGCAAUGAAUAGUAUUUUUGAAAGGAUUUCAAAAGCCAACGUUUUUGAGAGACCACGAGAAUGGCAUUUUAUUUAUUUGGAUCCACGUGAUCGUGUUUUUAAAUUUAAGAAACAAGUGGAUUUUGCGACGAAAUUUACGAUCAAUCCGAAGACUCUUUGCCGGUCGCUAAGAAUGAAGGAUGCAUAUUGUCUAAGUGGAUUUUCGUUGCAACGCGCAAUAAUACUGGAAAUCUUACGCGGUUUAAUCGAACUCAAGCAAACCAAUUUGUAUUGGUUGCAAACUUUUGUGAUGGAAUGCAACUACACCAGCCCCAAUGAAAACGGAACAAACGGUUUUAAUAUUUUGGAACAAUUUCCAUUGAAUGAGUUUCUAUACUUUACAACCGACGUCAGAUUUCCCAACGACGAAUUCGAUCAUGUGCCACGCCUCACUUAUUCACCGACGAUCAACAUAAAUCUUUACUCGAGCGAACACGAUGCUGCGACCGAAUUGGCCAUUUGGCAAAAUGAUAAUCUGCGUAAAAUAAAUGAGACGAUCAGUAAACCGCGUCGAUUUUUUCGCAUCGGGACUGUAGAGGCCAUCCCUUGGAAUUACAUGAAACGUGAUCCGAAAACUGAUGAACUAAUACUCGACGCUUAUGGUAACCCGAUUUGGGAGGGUUUCUGUAUUGACUCGAUUAAAAAGCUAUCGGAACGUUUAAAUUUCGGCUACAUGCUGGUACCACCGACCUCGGGUGAAUUUGGUCGUCGCGAUGUCAUUAAUGAUCGCUGGGAUGGUAUUGUCGGUGAUCUAGUGACUGGUGAGACAGACUUUGCUGUUACCGCGCUGAAAAUGUACUCCGAGCGCGAGGAAGUGAUAGACUAUAUAGCACCGUAUUUUGAGCAAACCGGCAUUUCGAUUGUAAUGCGUAAACCGGUACGACAGACAUCACUCUUCAAAUUCAUGACGGUCUUACGCGUUGAGGUUUGGUUUAGUAUUAUUGCCGCGCUGGUGGGUAGCGCAAUUAUGAUAUGGCUGCUUGAUAAGUAUUCACCCUAUAGCUAUAGAAAUAAUCGUGCAGCCUAUCAGUAUCCUUGUCGUGAAUUCACACUACGCGAGAGUUUCUGGUUCGCCUUGACCUCCUUUACCCCUCAGGGUGGUGGUGAAGCCCCAAAAGCUGUAUCUGGGCGUAUAAUGGUCGCCGCUUAUUGGUUGUUUGUGGUCUUGAUGCUGGCCACCUUCACAGCUAACUUGGCGGCCUUUCUAACCGUGGAACGUAUGCAGACACCAGUACAAUCUUUGGAACAGCUGGCACGUCAGUCUAGAAUCAAUUAUACUGUUGUUGAAGGUUCAAGCACACAUCAAUAUUUCAUCAAUAUGAAAUUCGCUGAGGACACACUCUAUCGCAUGUGGAAGGAGUUGACACUGAACGUGACGGAAGAUUUUCAGAAAUACAGAAUUUGGGAUUACCCAAUCAAGGAACAAUAUGGUACAAUAUUACUGGCUAUAAAUGGUUCCGAGCCGGUAAAGGAUGCUAAAGAAGGCUUUCGCAAGGUCAACGAACAUGAAAAUGCCGAUUUUGCUUUUAUACACGACUCAUCGGAAAUCAAAUACGAAUUGACGCGUAACUGUAAUCUGACUGAAGUCGGUGAAGUAUUCGCAGAACAACCCUACGCUAUCGCGAUACAACAGGGUUCACAUUUUGCGGACGAAUUAAGUUAUGCACUCCUAGAAUUACAAAAGGAUCGCUUCUUCGAGGAUCUCAAAGCGAAAUAUUGGAACAUGUCACGCAUUAAAGCCUGUUCCGUAAAUGAAGAACAAGAAGGCAUAUCACUCGAAAGCUUGGGUGGUGUUUUUAUAGCCACGCUCUUCGGCUUAGGCUUGGCCAUGGUCACAUUAGUGUUGGAAAUAAUCUACUAUCGUCGAAAAUACAGUGCAAUGCAUCGUUUCAAUGAAAUAACAAAAGUGAAACCCGCCUCUGGUACGUCCAUCAAACAAUUGUUGCCGAAGAAGAAAAAGAAGCGUAUCGCCGUUUGGCAUACGAGCACAUCAAAGCGUGAUAACUCACCUGAGCACCAGACGCCACCACCAGCUUUCGAUGCCGUUAAAUUUCGAGGCAAGAAGGUACCGCCCAGCAUCACAUUAGGUGGUCAAGAGUUCAAGCCGAGGCGUGCGGGUUUGCGUCAGCUAAGUGAAAGCUUGGAUAGCGAAGAGUAUAGAAAAGAGGGUAUACCGGCAAAUAGGGAUGAUGAAUUGCCGCCUUACACAGAAUGAAUUGGGUGUGAGGUUGGUAUUAAUAGUAAUCAAUUAUUUUAAUUCAUGGAAUAUAUGAAGUCUACUACAAAUAAAAAUGUUUCUUUAGUGAAAGUAUA
This is a messenger RNA of Zeugodacus cucurbitae (melon fly), 2901 nucleotides long. RefSeq names its product glutamate receptor ionotropic, kainate 2 (gene Ir8a). Lineage: Eukaryota; Metazoa; Arthropoda; Insecta; Diptera; Tephritidae. The record is from RefSeq and is a predicted model, not a curated record. Gene Ontology annotation, cellular component: plasma membrane; postsynaptic membrane. Bases 188 to 2803 code for a protein of 871 amino acids. The transcript has 9 exons. Gene Ontology annotation, molecular function: transmitter-gated monoatomic ion channel activity involved in regulation of postsynaptic membrane potential; glutamate-gated receptor activity. Gene Ontology annotation, biological process: monoatomic ion transport; modulation of chemical synaptic transmission; synaptic transmission, glutamatergic.